This is a messenger RNA of Sipha flava (yellow sugarcane aphid), 2036 nucleotides long. RefSeq lists its product as uncharacterized. Lineage: Eukaryota; Metazoa; Arthropoda; Insecta; Hemiptera; Aphididae. The coding region runs from base 447 to 1802 and encodes 451 amino acids. The record is from RefSeq and is a predicted model, not a curated record. The transcript has 7 exons.
AAUCUUAUCUCGCGCGUUCAUCGCUCCCGCGCCCGAGUGGCCCGUUAUCAUGUCGGGGCCGUCACCGUUCGCACGUUGACGUCGCCGCGCAUUCGCAAUCGUCUCGUUGUCGUCGUCGCCGUUUGCUCGCUGUCCCCGUCAUCGACGCGCACCAGUACCAGCCGUUCGCUUCCGUCCGCUGCCGCCGCCCAACGGUUCAUUUCGUUCGUUCGCUGUCAAUGUACCGCGUUAGCCGUUAGCCGCCCCGUCGUACACGCGUACGCCGACGGGAUUUUCGCGCGGUCGGCAAGUGUUCGGCUCGUCCCGCUCGUUACCGUUGUCGCGAAACGGCGACGCGCGUCCGUUUACUGCGUCACCCACGGUUCCGUAGCCGGGCCCGUUCCAGGUCUUUGCGGCCAACACACCGUGAUUUCCUGUCCGAACCGUUGUUUUGGGUCGUCCAUACGAUGGGCACGUCUCUGCGCCGUACACGUACGCCGUCCGUGAAGAAACAAACGGGUUGCUCGAUGGAUGUUAAGUUCAACUCUUACGAGUACCAUGUUAUCAGAAAGUUUACGUCCAUGAGUUAUGGCAGCAAAUGUAGCCUCAUGGACAGGAUCAAAAUGCGCAACAUGAAUAGUGUGUGGCACGAACUACUGACGUACUUGCAGUCCCCCGACGGUGUCUUGAAGAUUUAUAAAGUCGAAUGUACACCUGGUGAAAAUAACAAUUGUGUAGCAGCCGACUCGCAGCCAAAUUAUGUGAUAAAACGCAAAUUAAAAGCUGUGAUACGUGCUAAUAAGGGUCAUGUUCAGUGCUCAAACAUUCCAAAAAAUUUAGGUAAUUCAUUACUAGAUGAUCCAAAUUACCUUAUAGAAAUUAUAGAAAACUAUCCAUCUCGUUUAUUGACGUUUUUGAAAGUUGAAUUAAAUCAACAUUUGAGUUCGUUAAAUAUUCCUUAUUGUACACCAUUGUCAAGAUAUCUUCAUCGAUAUAACAUUGUUGAAAUGUACUUAGACAAUAUUUUAAAAAGUGGAGACGACAGUAAGCUUCCAGCUGAGAUUUUUUACUGUAAGAAUAUUAAAGUUUUAUCUCUCAAACAUAAUCAGUUGCGACAAAUACCAAGUUCAAUCGGUCGACUUUCAAAACUAGAAGUGCUUAUACUCACUGACAACUUGCUAACUGUACAGUCAAUUCCUUUUAGCCUAACAUUUUGCAUAAAUCUUAAAGAAUUAUACGUUGACGAUAAUCAACUUGAAGCACUACCUGGGUUUUUAACGAAUAUGAAUCAUCUUGAGUUGGUUUAUAGAUUGGGGAAUCGUAAUUACUUCAAGUCAUUUUUUUUAUGGUAUCAUACUGAUUAUGAUCACAGAGUUCGUAAAGAAAUUUGGAAAAACUAUUGGAUAAGAGGAGAAACUGGUCCAAGACCUGUCUUUCCAUCACUGUUAGACCGUUGUGCUGAAAAAAUAUUUUCAAGUGGCAUUAAUUUUUUUAAUGAAGAAAUUCCUGAGUCUUUAAAACAUUAUAUGUCAUUAACUUACUUAAAUUACAAUAUAUGUAAUUUUUGUAACAUUGCAACUGACUGUUCAAAACCAGGUUAUAGUACAGUAACAUUUUUGAUUCCUUAUCUGGGAAACACCUGUGUGCCAUUUCAACAUUGGGCAUGUUCUAAAGAGUGCGUUCUUGCCAUUGAAGGUCCAGCAAAAAAGUUACAGCUUGAAGGAGCAAAGAAACUAGACAAUGAGUAUUCUCAUUACAUAGCGAAGUCUAAUAAAAUGGACGAAAACUCAAAAAUGAAACAUAACCGAUGUUGUAUAAGUUAACUAUCAAAAUAAUUCGACAAGUUCAUUAUUAAUAAAUAUGUACUUUGUUAAUAACUAUUAUGAGACUGAAUUAUAUUUUAAUUGUGAUAGAGUGUUUUACUCAGUUACCAACUAUUUAAAAUAUAAUCCAAAAACAAAUUGAAUUGUUACUGUUUAUAUAGGUAAGAUGAAUACAGUUUGAUAUUUUUAAACUUUUUCUUUUGUAAAUUAGUAGAUUGAGGUAACUCAUUUUGU